AGUACUAUAGUAGCAUAUCCCCCACUACCCUCAUGAUAAUAUUGUCAAGUUGUUUCUCGCAAGAGCUGCUCAUCUCCACUCUCGUGCUACUUGUCCCUAUGUACUUGUACUUCAAGUAUAGUAGUAGAUCGAAGAACCCAUCAGUGCUUCCCACAAACUGGCCAAUAAUGCAUAUGUUACCUUCCUUCCUAGCCAACGCCCGCAACUUGCAUGACUAUCUCACCAAGGUCCUUGCCCAAUCAGGCCACAACUUCAGGGCACAUGGCCCGGUUGGGACCGGGAUGCGGUUACUAAUCACCUGCGAUCCUGCGAAUGUCCGGCACAUCUUCACGACAAACUACACCAACUUCCCCAAGGGAGCAGAGUUUGCCGCCAUUUUUGACAUCAUGGCUGGCAGUCUCUUCACCAUCGAUGGUGCACCGUCUCUCCGUCCACGUGCAAAAAUCCAGAGCAUGCUUAGCAGCCCACUGUUGGUUUCCAGUAUGGCGACUUGCUGUCGUGACAAGGUGGAGAAUGGCCUUCUCCCAUUGUUUGCCCACCUAGCAAGCACCGACACUCCGUUUGACAUGCAAGAAGUGAUUUCAAGGUUUAUGUUUGACCUGGCUGCCACACCUCUCUUUGGCGUCGACCCUCGCCUCCUGUCCUUCUCCUCGGACAUGUUGAUGCCUCCCAUGGAUGCCGCGGUCGCCAUGGACACGGUCAUGGAGGUGGGAUUUAUCCGACACUUAAUUCCAGCCUCUUGCUGGAAGGUAAUGAGGUGCCUAAACAUCGGCCCCGAGAGAAAGCUUCGUGCAGCGCACAAGGUGCUAAGAAGAUUUGCUGCAGAGAUGAUCAAGGAGAGGAAUAAGAUCACUCUCAAUGGAGGAAGACGUGCAUUGAGUAAUGAUGAGGAACACGAGGAUAUUCUAUCUUCCUACAUCAAUGACCCAGACUACAUCAACACUGACUUGCUGCAUGCGGUGCUCCUCAGCUUCAUGCUUGCUGGUCGGGACACGGUUGGUACCACUCUACCAUGGGUCUUCUACAACCUCAUCCUAAACCCUGACAUUGUGUCAAUUAUUCGUAGUCAACUCUCACCCAUUGCAUCACGCAAAGCACCCAUGGGCCCGGGUGCUAUGAUGAUCUUUGAGACGGAGGAUACAAAACCUCUGGUCUAUCUCAGAGCUGCCUUGUACGAGACUCUUAGGUUGUAUCCAUCGGCACCUAUCGAGCGCAAGACAGUGGCUGCUGAUGAUAUCAUGCCGAGUGGCCGCGAGGUGCAGGCCAGGGACACCAUCCUUAUUUCUCUCUACUCCAUGGGGAGAAUGGAAGACCUGUGGGGUAGCGAUUGCCUUGAGUAUAACCCAAAUAGGUGGUUGUCGGAGGAUGGCAACACCCUGAGGUACGUCCCAUCUCACAAGUUCUUGGCCUUCAACUCGGGCUCGAGGAUCUGCCCAGGCAAGGAAAUUGCGGUUAUGCAUAUGAAGACUAUAGUCGCAACCGUGUUGUGGAACUUUGAUGUGGAGGUGGUGGCAGGGCAGAUCAUCCAGCCUAAGCCGUCUUGUAUUCUACAGAUGAAAAAUGGAUUUAUAGUAAAAUUGAAGAAGCGAGAAUUGUAACUUUAUGCUCUCCUUAUAUUUAAAUUACUUUAGGGUCAUUCGUGGUUCUUUCAAG
Hordeum vulgare subsp. vulgare (domesticated barley) is the source of this 1653-nucleotide messenger RNA. Its product is annotated as noroxomaritidine synthase 2-like. NCBI's taxonomy places the organism in Eukaryota, Viridiplantae, Streptophyta, Magnoliopsida, Poales, Poaceae. Gene Ontology annotation, molecular function: oxidoreductase activity, acting on paired donors, with incorporation or reduction of molecular oxygen; monooxygenase activity; heme binding. The record is from RefSeq and is a predicted model, not a curated record. The transcript has a single exon. The coding region runs from base 33 to 1598 and encodes 521 amino acids.